This is a messenger RNA of Diabrotica virgifera virgifera (western corn rootworm), 801 nucleotides long. RefSeq lists its product as uncharacterized. Lineage: Eukaryota; Metazoa; Arthropoda; Insecta; Coleoptera; Chrysomelidae. The transcript is spliced from 2 exons. The coding region runs from base 235 to 603 and encodes 122 amino acids. The record is from RefSeq and is a predicted model, not a curated record.
UUUUUGUUUAUAAAUUUUUAUAGAUAUUUUGAUGAUUUAAAAACAAUUUUGUGAAAUUAAUAACAAUAGUUUUAAGACCCAAAAAUUUUAAUAAUUAAGCGCAAAGUAGUUUACGAAUAUAAUUCUUAUGAUAGUUAAUGACAUUUAAAAUGGUACCUAUACUUGAUCAAUAAUGUUAUAAAUGUUUAAUUGAUAUCGCGAAAAAAUAGUUUAUUACAAAAAAAAAACAAAAUAAUGUCAGAGAUUCCUCAAACAGAUGAAGCUGUAAAAGCAAUAAAUGACAGAGUGCGCUUUCUAGAGAAAAAACUAAAAAAUCACUAUCUACCGAAAGUUAAACAGAAAGAGCUUAAACGAGAAUUAAUGGAAGCGCGCAAACUGUUAGAGUCAUAUCAAGUACAAUUAGUGCAGCUCAAAGCUCAAACAGAUGGCUCCUAUCUAAUAGGAGGAGCCUUAAUAAUGCUGGUUCUAGCGUUGAUAAUUUAUAUGAUAUAUUCUCUCUACAAUGCAUUUCUUUUGAUGAUUCAAUCGUGGAAUGAAGAAAGCAGCAAACAUAAUAAUUUUUAUGCUAAAACUGGGGAAGCUCUGGCUACGAUAUUUAUAUAAAAACAAUGAAUGCAUUCAUUGAAGGUAGAUCAUAUGGCUGUUCUAAAAUAUUGAAUGUACUAAAGAGUGUAGAGUAGGACUUAUGCAUCUUUGUCAAUCUGUAACUUAGCUAUGUGUAUAAUAAGAGUGACAAAAUAUUUCAAGAGUUUGGUUGUAGUAUUAUCUAAAAUUGAAAUAGACAUUCCAUUUUGAGUUAAA